UGUGUCGUGGGUUCGUCUCAUCGAAACCCUAGCUGUAAAAAUCCCUAAUAUACUCUCAUCCUCUCCCACUUCUCAUCAUUCUCUGCUUCGGCGACUGCCUCUUCUCCAGCCUCUCGCCUUACGUCUCUCUCGUAGCUUUUCCUUCGAUCCAGCCAUGGCUCCGAAGAAGGACAAGGCUCCUCCACCGUCCUCCAAGCCCGCCAAGUCCGGCGGCGGCAAGCAGAAGAAGAAGAAGUGGAGCAAGGGAAAGCAAAAGGAGAAGGUGAACAACAUGGUGCUGUUCGACCCGGCCACUUACGACAAGCUUCUCUCUGAGGCUCCCAAGUACAAGCUCAUCACUCCCUCCAUUCUCUCGGAUCGUUUGAGGAUUAGUGGAUCUCUCGCAAGGAAGGCAAUUAGAGAAUUGAUGGCUAGAGGCUUGAUCAGGUUGGUGUCUGCUCAUGCAAGCCAGCAGAUCUACACAAGAGCAACGAACACCUAAAAUUUCUUAGUGCCCAUGCUUAUUUGGUUUAUUUAAGUAUUUGUUGAGUUUCGUGCUAUAAUACUGUUAUGUCAAGUUUUGUGAUGUGAGAAUGUUAGCUCUUUUUAGACACCAUUUGUCAUGUUUCCUGUUUUGAAGGAUUGCUUUUGGAGUAAUUGAGAAUGUUUCGUUUUGAGCUCUCA
This is a messenger RNA of Morus notabilis, 663 nucleotides long. RefSeq names its product 40S ribosomal protein S25. The transcript has 4 exons. Gene Ontology annotation, cellular component: cytosolic small ribosomal subunit. NCBI's taxonomy places the organism in Eukaryota, Viridiplantae, Streptophyta, Magnoliopsida, Rosales, Moraceae. The coding region runs from base 155 to 481 and encodes 108 amino acids. The record is from RefSeq and is a predicted model, not a curated record. Gene Ontology annotation, molecular function: structural constituent of ribosome.